Maylandia zebra (zebra mbuna) is the source of this 5041-nucleotide messenger RNA. The record is from RefSeq and is a predicted model, not a curated record. NCBI's taxonomy places the organism in Eukaryota, Metazoa, Chordata, Actinopteri, Cichliformes, Cichlidae.
UUUGCUGGUAGCAAGCAUCAUCAUUGAAUUUGAUCUUUCAGCCGUUGCAUUGUUUUGUGUGCACGCUUCAAAGACGAUAGGAAUUGCAUUGUGAAAAACGCGACAAGGGGACUACUUAACUGAAGUCAUCGUUUGAAAGACUGCUCUUCAGGCAAUACUUUCUGAAUGUUCCAACAGUCAAGGAAGUGUCAGGACAGCCUGGUUCUCCUGACAAUUUGAACUCAAAUCAGGGUAGCCUUUCUGCAUCUUGAAAAAUCAGAAGUGACUUGCUGUCAAGAAAGCAGUGCACAAUCCCACCAAAAUUCCAUGGAAUCCACUGUCUACAAAAAUCACAAUUGUGCACUGAAUUACAGCACCCCAAACCCAAGGAUUUUGCAUUUAGUGUGUAUAGCAGUGACAAUCAAACAAAAAGAAAUACUGGCUUGAGUUCAUCAGCACAUGUCCUUGUUUAACACAAAGGAAUAUCCUCUCUUGAGAACUUCAUAAGACAGCCUUCUAACAAAAGUGGACAGCUUGUGGAAUUUUUAACUGAGACUUUAACUUUUCCUAAAAGUUUCUAAUAUACAAUGCUGGGCUGAAGCAAGGGCUGCUCCACUUCAUAGAGAGAGAGCCCAAAUGUUUUCUUUACAAGAUCAGUCUUCUUCUGUACCUGAGAACAACGCCUCCACAUCAUCCCCAUUAUUUUGCAUCUCUCCAAAAAAGGAAUCUGCUCAUUUCAAAUCUUCCAAGAUUGAACCUAAUGUUGAUGAUUUUUCAGAGGAAAAAUGUUUUGAGAAUCAGGAAGUGGGAAGUUUCCUCCCACGAGUUUGUGAGCAGAAGGAACAAAUCCUAGAUCAUUCAGAAGGAAAUGUUUCCACCCCUUCUCAGAAGCUCUCCCCUUCUUCUCUCAGGGAUCAGCCAGCCGAAGGUGAAGUCUUGGAAGCUAAAAAAACCAAACGGAUCACAGAUGAUGAAAUAUUAGACUUUAUCGAGAAAGAGGUUGCGUUACUAUAUUCUACCAAGCGGCAAAGUUUCAGCCCUGUUCUUACUGAGCAGUGCACUACUGCAACUGGACAAGAAGAUGAAGUGAAGGAAAGCAAAGGAGCUGAGUUCUCUCCCACGUCUCAAGAGAAAUGUGAUAUAUCUGCAUCAGAGAAACAUGUAGCAGAUUAUCAACGUGUCGUCUUGGACGUUGCUCCCACUUGCAUAAAUAAUGAAGCAGAGCAUCCAGUGACUGUGACAGCAGUUUCUGGAGUCACCGUGCCAGAAGAGACUGAGAAGUACCCAGGAUUAACGGUCAGCUGCAGUUCCUCACAAGGAGAGCGUGAGAGAGUCAAAGAAACCGAAGGCACUGGAGAUCAAGAUCAAAAUGUAAACGAACAGACACCUCCAUCUAGACCUGAAGGUGCAGAUACAUUCUCUGCUGCAGUUAGAAAUGAUCCAGAAUAUGAACAGGGUUCAUCAAAGCCAGACAUGCAUCUUUUAAACACAAACCAAGAGGAAGUAAGGUUUGAGGACCCUUCAUAUGAAGAUAUAAGUGAAGAUGAGAAUCCAGAAGUUGAUAAUAAUGACGAGGAGAUGCCUUCACCUUCAUGUGACGUGUCUGAAGCCAGUAAUACGCAGUUUGGACAUGUGCAGAGUCAGGCCGAGCUUCCAAAGAACCAAACACUUGGCAUAGCACAAGAUUGCUCUUGUCCAUGUUUUGUUGAAACUGAGGAUGGGUUUGAAUGUUUCUUAUGUCCUAAAUGUGACGGUGAGAAACAUUUAGAUUGGCAAGCAAGCUGCUCUUUGAGCCCCCUUUCUGACGCGCAAGAUCAAGAGGAGACUGAUGAGGACGAUGAUUGGCUUGUUAUGCCUAUUAGCGUAUUAGAUGUUAAAUGGGAACCAGCAGAUGAAGGCCAGGCUGACCCAGAAACUGUUUCACAGCAUGAUGGUGAGCAUGAAGACCAGGUAAAACAAAGUGACACAAAUCCAGCUGUCUGUGAGGUACCCGGAUCUGUUCCAAACCAUGUGCCAGCUUCUGCUUUUUCCAUGAUGGAGGUUUUUGAAACACCUUCUCAUCUAGCAAAAGUCAUACAAUCUAGAGAGACAAUGCAACAGUCCUUCAUGGUGCCUUCUUCCUGGGGCACAACUGAGACUAAAGCUCAGAGACCACAAAAUAGGGAGUCACAUAGUGCUCCUGAUGACAGUUGUGAAACUGACGAUAGUUCCGAUUACUCUGCUGAUUCAGGACGUAACUAUCUGACCGUGUCCAAACAGUGGUUAAGUAACCUGUCAGCGCCUGCGUCAGCAGAGAAAAAUGACUCUGGUUCUGUAAAAGAAAAUGAAGACCAUGAGAUGGCAAACUUACAACCAAGUCAAACGGGGAACAGAAGCAAGUCUUCAGAAAAGGAUGACAUCAUCAACCUUGAUUCUGACACCGAGGAUGAAGGUGUCCAAAGCUGUCCAGAGACAAAAACAAAGAGAUUAUUCUCUACGCGCACAGAGAACAGUGGAGCUGCCAGCCUUAAUCAACUGAAGAAACCUUCUCCUGAAACUGUGGAAGGAAACUGUCAAACCAAUGGACGUACAUCUAUAGAUUUAUCCAGAUGUUGUAAUGAAGUGAUCCAGAGUGGGAACCCUGACCUUUCACAAAGGACAGAAAAGUGUAAUAAUACUGGAUCUCACCAUGGUAGAAAAGCACGAAGCAUUUCAGAUGAUCCUGCUGUUAUAGUAAUAUUUGACAGUGAUGAUGAAGAAAAACAAAGCAGCAGACGGGUAAAGAGGAAAGGUGCAUUCUCUGAGUCAAUGAGUGGAGGCAGUACUUCAUGUGGAGAACAAGUGAGGGAUAUUGAAAAGAAGGGAAGUCCUAAAGCAAACAGCAGAAAGCCGAGUAUGCCUUGUGCAGAUUCACCAAAGUCACAGCAUCAUUCCAAACCUCAGCAAACACAGAUAAAAGAAAAGAAACAGGAUGUAACCUUUAGCCAAUCAGAUAGUAUAAAGAAGAGAAAACUGAUUAAAGUUAAAGUGCGUCCUGAGCGUGUUCAACAAAACGACAACAGACAGACUACUUCAAAAAUCAUGGAACAACAUCGUGAUGAUGCACAAAAUAGUCUUCAUGUCAGCCAAAACACCCAAAUCAAUUUAUCAUCAAAGAACCGCUGUGAGAAGCAGUCUGUGGACACGGAGGUAGACAUCACUAAAGCUCACUAUCACCACGUUCAACAAAAGGCACAAAGGCAAACCUCAGAAAUGGUGCAAAGAGAAGUAGAAAAACACCUUAACAACAAGGAAAGAGAGACUAGAGUUCUCUCGUCAGAAACGGAGGACAGCGAUGAUACCUUGAUUUAUAUACAAACCAGUCCACCGUUCAUGAACUACCAACACAAGAACCCCCAGUCUGCGGACAAGGGAAUGGGCUCCAUUUGCCAUCAGCAUGUUGAACAAAAGGCCAGUGAACAUAUGACAUCAAAAACAAUGGACAGGAAGGUUAAACAAGCCUUGAAGAAGCAGAAGAGAAAGACUAGAGUUCUCUCAUCUCAAACUGAGGACAGCGAUGAUACCUUAAUUUAUGCACAAACUAGUCCAUCCUGUUCUGAUAGCGAGGAUGACUCCACUAUGACUCCCGUGAUUCCUCGCUUUGUUGUUCAGAAGUCUUCUUCAUCUAGUGAUUCCCUUAAACUUCUAAAACAGUCUACAGUCCAAAGGCGAGGCAAAAUUGAAUCCCAGCCAACUCCAGAGACCCCCACAGAAACCAGCAAGACCGACUCUAAAAAGAAGAAACAACAAGGGGCUAAAGGAAAGCUUGUAUCCAACCCAAAGCCUAUAAGUGAUGCACACCAUACAGAACCGUUGUCUAGGUCUGCGGAUAGCUCAUCUAGUUCCAGGCACUGCUCGUCCUCAUCCAAACUACAGCGAUCUCACUCUGACAGAAACUCUUCAACAUUACAUCAGUCUCGCACUCAUACAAAGGGCCCGUCAUCUUCCACAUCCAUGCAGUCAUCAGCAAAGGAACAAGUGUUCAGUGACUGGCGAAAGAGCUUUGUCCCAACCAGGAGAGACCGAAAGAGUAGUCUGGAGAGUAACCUGAGACCAAGGCACAAUUACGAGUCGCUAAGAGAAGCCAGAGCUGGACCAAGUCAAUGUGACAAGCCACACAAACGGAGACACAGCUCCUAUGAGUCUGUACCUCCUCUGAUGAAGAGGCCCAAGGAUGAAGCCAUACAGAUAACGAAGGCCAGACAUCAGGACGCUCCAUUAGUGCGAAGAUUUCCUCUGAGCCAAGGCUACAAGUGGAAGAAUGAAACGAGCGUCAUGGCCGACAAAAGACCAAGGAAAAGGUUCAGCUCUCCAAGACCUCACCACUGAAGGGAAAAACGCUCUGCCAAAGAGGCAUUCUGUUGUUUUUGUUAUGACUGGUUCUGUGUUUGAUUUAAUAAAGCACUUGUGUAAAACAAGUGACGUUACAUAUAAAACUAUAAGAAGUUCAGCAUUUUAUGUGUUGUACUUGCUAUAUUAUAUACACUCAAAAAAUACAGGAACACUGAAGUUGCACACCAGACAAUCUUGAAAAUGAAAGUUGGAAAUGGGAUGGAAACUAAAGUCAUCAACGUUUUGAUGGGUCCAUUCUAAUUCUAAGCAAACACUGACUUGUUCCCGUAUUUUCUGAGCAGUAUACAAACAUUAUUCUUUGUUUUCUUUGGAAACAGAAGUGCCUGUAUGAAAACCCAACAUGCAGCUGUUUACUGUAUUUUCUCUGAAUACUGUUCAUACUUGAAACUUUGUAAAUAGUUUGUUGAAUUUUUUUAUCUAUUCAUUUAUAAGCUUUUUUUCUUACUCAGAAAAUUCUAUGCACCACUUAAAAUAGCUGCAUAUUAAAAAAAAAAAAAGCCUUAUUACAAGAAGUGCUAAUAGAUUCACAAUUGUUUGAAUGUCUGUUUCACGGGAUUUUAAAUGCAGUAUUAUGCUCACUCUGUUUAAGUGAUGUUCCCCAGUGCCUGUGUGAGUCCUAAACCCAUCAGAAGGUUUCAAACCGCUGACAGGUGAAAUGAAUAAAAGUUGGUACAAUGUUCUGCUAGAAAAA